This is a messenger RNA of Oncorhynchus tshawytscha (Chinook salmon), 1059 nucleotides long. RefSeq lists its product as uncharacterized. The record is from RefSeq and is a predicted model, not a curated record. The transcript is spliced from 3 exons. Lineage: Eukaryota; Metazoa; Chordata; Actinopteri; Salmoniformes; Salmonidae. Bases 1 to 1059 code for a protein of 352 amino acids.
AUGUUACUGCAGUAUGGAUCACAGCUAACCUCUAUACGGAUCACAGCUAACCCUCAGCACAGGGUAGAGGAGGAUGUGUCAACCUCUAUAAGGAUCACAGCUAACCCUCAGCACAGGGUAGAGGAGGAUGUGUCAUCCUCUAUAGGGAUUACAGCUAACCCUCAGCACAGGGUAGAGGAGGAUGUGUCAUCCUCUAUAGGGAUUACAGCUAACCCUCAGCACAGGGUAGAGGAGGAUGUGUCAUCCUCUAUAGGGAUCACAGCUAACCCUCAGCACAGGGUAGAGGAGGAUGUGUCAUCCUCUAUAGGGAUCACUGCUAACCCUCAGCACAGGGUAGAGGAGGAUGUGUCAUCCUCUAUAGGGAUCACAGCUAACCCUCAGCACAGGGUAGAGGAGGAUGUGUCAUCCUCUAUAGGGAUUACAGCUAACCCUCAGCACAGGGUACAGGAGGAUGUCUCAACCUUUAUAGGGAUUACAGCUAACCCUCAGCACAGGGUAGAGGAGGAUGUCUCAACCUUUAUAGGGAUUACAGCUAACCCUCAGCACAGGGUAGAGGAGGAUGUCUCAACCUUUAUAGGGAUUACAGCUAACCCUCAGCACAGGGUAGAGGAGGAUGUCUCAACCUCUAUAGGGAUUACAGCUAACCCUCAGCACAGGGUAGAGGAGGAUGUCUCAACCUCUAUAGGGAUUACAGCUAACCCUCAGCACAGGGUAGAGGAGGAUGUGUCAACCUCUAUAGGGAUCACAGCUAACCCUCAGCACAGGGUAGAGGAGGAUGUGUCAACCUCUAUAGGGAUCACAGCUAACCCUCAGCACAGGGUAGAGGAGGAUGUGUCAACCUCUAUAGGGAUCACAGCUAACCCUCAGCACAGGGUAGAGGAGGAUGUGUCAACCUCUAUAGGGAUCACAGCUAACCCUCAGCACAGGGUAGAGGAGGAUGUGUCAACCUCUAUAGGGAUUACAGCUAACCCUCAGCACAGGGUAGAGGAGGAUGUGUCAACCUCUAUAGGGAUCACAGCUAACCCUCAGCACAGGGUAGAGGAGGAUGUGUCAAGCUAA